AAAUAAAUAAACUAGUGUGGAGUCAGUUACUUUAUAGAUGCAUUUAGUUUUACAAAACCACUUUGAAGUGAACUUUGAUUAAAGAGUGUUGAAUUCUUCGUCUACACUCCAUCUCCAUGUGCUCACACUCCAGCGAUCGAUGAGCUUUUGAUGGAGGUUUUACGGAGCUAACGAGUUCAAAUCUGUUCGUUAAUCGAUGUGGAAGGUUUUGUAGAUUUUGGGAGGAAAUGGAGAUGAUGAACAUGAAGAAUAGGUCCAUUUUCAUUAUAGCGGUCUUGUUUGGGUCUGUUUUCUCUCUGGUUACCACUGAACCUACAGAAGAUAAGAAAGUUUUGCUUGAUUUCAUUGACAAAAUUCCGCAUUCUCGUGUGAUUAACUGGCAUAUGAACACUUCAGCUUGUAGUAACUGGACAGGGGUAACAUGUAAUCACAAUCGUACAUCGGUCAUUGCUCUCCGUUUGCCUGCCAUUAGCCUUGAUGGCUCUAUACCCCCAAACACUCUUGGUCGAUUAUCAAAUCUUCAGAUAUUAAGCUUGAGAUCCAACGGUUUAUCAGGUCCUUUUCCUUUUGAUUUCUUGAAUCUAAGAAACUUAACAGCUUUACAUCUCCAAUGCAAUGGUUUCUCUGGUCCAUUACCUUCGAAUUUAUCUGUUUGGAACAAUCUUUCGUUUCUUAAUCUGUCCAACAACGCUUUUAACGGAAGCAUUUCUCCUUCCAUCUUAAACUUGACUCACCUCACCGCUCUGAGUCUUGCAAACAACUCACUUUCUGGUGAAAUCCCCGAUUUUAGUACUGCGAGUUUACAAGUUCUUGAUCUGUCUAAUAACAAUCUCACGGGAACCGUGCCUCGAUCUCUAGUGAGAUUUCCUAGCUCUGCAUUUUUGGGAAAUGAUCUUGUUCCCGAAAAUUUAUCGCUUCCAUCUGUUUCUCCUAUUCAAGGAGCAUCGAAACAACCAAAACUCAGUAAAUUGGGACUUGGUAUCGUAAUCGGUGGUUGCGUGUUACUAUUGGGAUUAAUCGCAUUGCUAACGGUUAUUUGGCACUUGAAGAAAGAAAGCAGGAAUGAGGAUUUGCAGACGGAUAAGAAGGAUAAGAAAGUCAAGGGCAGUCAAAGUGGGAAUGCGAACGCGAACACAAACGGAAGUCUUGUUUUCUUUGAGGGAAGUAGCCUUGCAUUUGAUUUGGAGGAUUUGUUUCGGGCUUCCGCAGAGGUGCUAGAUAAGGGUACUUUUGGUACGACUUAUAAAGCGGCAUUGGAGGAUUCACACGCUGUUGUGGUGAAAAGGUUACAGGGUGUAGUAAAUGUAGCAAGACGCGAGUUUGAGCAACAAAUGGAGAUUGUUGGAAGGACCAUACAUGAGAAUGUGGUUCCGUUAAGGGCGUAUUACUACUCGAAAGAUGAAAAGUUGUUGGUGUAUGACUACUUCAGUCAAGGAAGUGUUUCUUCCAUGUUGCACGCAAAUAGAGGAGCGAAUAGGACACCGUUAGAUUGGGAUAGCCGAUUAAGGAUCGCCGUAGGAUCAGCAAGAGGGAUAGCUCAUAUCCACACACAAGCUAACGGAAAGUUUGUCCAUGGAAACAUCAAAGCAUCCAACACUUUCGUGAACCAGCAACGGUAUGGUUGUGUAAGUGAUCUAGGCCUGGCGGCAGUGAUGGUGUCACCGCUGACGAAGAGUGGUGGAUACAACGCACCAGAGAUAACUGACACUAAGAAGGUCUACCAAGCAUCAGAUGUCUACUCAUUUGGGGUUCUACUUCUUGAGCUUCUAACCGGGAAGUCACCAACUCAUGCUACAUGCGCCAACGAGGUCGUUCACUUGGUUAGAUGGGUUAGCUCGGUGGUUCAAGAGGAAUGGACUGCAGAGGUUUUUGAUAUGGAGCUUUUGAGGUACCCGAAUAUAGAAGAGGAGAUGGUGGAGAUGUUGCAGAUAGCGAUGCAAUGUGUGGCUAAGUCGCCGGAGCAGAGGCCUAAAAUGGCAGAGGUAGCCAAAUUGGUCGAGAACAUUCGGACAGGUGAUCGCCGGCUCUAAUAUUAGAAAGAAUCACUUACUGUUACACUAAAAUUUUCAGUUAAUAAGAAAUCUAGGGCUGUUUCCCUAGUGUUCUUGAGUGGUAUGAUGUUUGACUUUCACUACUAUUUGACCUGUUGACUGUUGACCUGUGUUCCCCAUAUUUUUU
Molecule: messenger RNA, 2178 nt
Organism: Helianthus annuus (common sunflower)
Lineage: Eukaryota; Viridiplantae; Streptophyta; Magnoliopsida; Asterales; Asteraceae
Product: probable inactive receptor kinase At4g23740
Exons: 4
Coding region: 228-2030 (600 amino acids)
Biological process (GO): protein phosphorylation
Molecular function (GO): ATP binding; protein binding; protein kinase activity
Source: RefSeq, a predicted model, not a curated record